This is a messenger RNA of Oppiella nova, 2695 nucleotides long. The record is from the annotation of a GenBank genome assembly. NCBI's taxonomy places the organism in Eukaryota, Metazoa, Arthropoda, Arachnida, Sarcoptiformes, Oppiidae.
AUUGAGUCGAAAAUUGCAUUUCAUUUGUAUUUUCGUAUCAAUUAUAGCAUUGUUUUGACACUUAAUUGCGAUUCAUAUCUGUUUUGAUUGAACCGACAAUUGGUUGAUAGUUGUUGUGAGCCAUGGAUUUACUGAAGCCAUACCUCCAUAAGAUCCGAAUCCCCGUCCAGAACGACAAGAUAUACAAAGACGAGUGUGUCUUCUCCUUCGACUCUCCGUCAUCACCGAAUGGUCUAUACGUGUGUCUCAACACAUUUCUUGGUUUCGGCAGAGAUUUCGUGGAACUGCACCACAAAAAGACCGGAAAUGCGGUCUUUCUUCAUCUCAAGAGAAUCGCUCGCGAAUGUCCGCAAAGCGAUUGCGAGGAAACAAAACCAAAGAUAACGAAACUCGCGAUCGGUAUUGAAGGAGGUUUUGAUGUGAACUCUCAACAGAGACAACAAUUCGAUGAAAUGCAUUCAGUCGUGAUUUUACCACAAUUUGCUGUCAUUCCUCUUCCCAAUCCAGACCUUCCCGAACAGGUAUUACACGAUAUUUAUGUCACCAUUACUUCUAUUGCUUAUGAAAUGCCGUUAAUACAAUCGGUUUCAAUGGUGUUGUCUUCGGACGCGGCCUUCAGAUUAGAGGAGUUGCAGGCAUUGGCCGGCACUUGGGAUGGGGAGAAGAGAAUGGUCUCCAAACAUGCCGAGAAUUUACUGCAAUUGGAUAAUGGCGUCAAAAUUCCUCCCAAAGGCUGGAAGUGUGAGAAAUGCGAUAAAAAAGACAAUCUGUGGCUUAAUUUAACUGAUGGAACAGUCCUAUGUGGACGCCGUUAUUUUGACGGCACGGGUGGUAAUAACCACGCGUCCGAGUAUUACGCGCAGACGAAGUACCCGCUUGCAGUCAAACUCGGAACCAUUACUCCCGAUGGCGCCGACGUGUAUUCCUAUGAUGAGGACGAUAUGGUAGAGGAUCCCAAUCUGACCAAACAUUUGGCACAUUUUGGCAUAAAUGUGACACAAAUGGAGAAAACAGACAAAUCAAUGAUUGAACUCGAAAUCGAUUUGAAUAAAGGGUUCGGCGAGUGGUCUAUAAUCCAAGAGGAGGGCUCCCAACUGACUCCGUUGUACGGACCGGGCUAUACGGGUCUGUCCAAUCUGGGCAACUCGUGUUACCUCAACUCAGUAAUGCAAGUGAUGUUCAGUAUCCCCGACUUCCAGAACCGCUAUUACCCUCCGAAUCAGAUCUUCGAGUCGGCGCCGACAGACCCUCCCUCUGACUUCACCACUCAAAUGGCGAAACUCUCGUACGGACUCCUGUCUGGCAAGUACUCAGUGAACGAACAAACGAAUGGUGAGCCCAAAGAGCAAACGGGAAUAAAGCCGACAAUGUUUAAGAACCUGAUAGGAAGAGGACAUCACGAGUUCUCCACUAAACGCCAACAAGACGUUCAGGAGUUCUUUCUGCAUCUCAUUAAUGUCAUCGAACGCAACAACAGGACUAAUGCCAGCCCUCCCGCCACCGAUUGUUUCAAGUUUCAGGUCGAGGAACGCAUUGAGUGCUUGCAGUCCAAGAAAGUGAAGUACACGACCAGAACCGAGUACUUGCUGUCCCUUCCAGUCGCAGAUCACACGACAAACGCCGAGGCAUUCAAAGCAUUCGAGGCCAUGAAGAAAGAGAUGGAACUCAAGGGACAGAAAAUGUAUGAAUUCUUAAAUUCUUUGCAUUCAUUGACUUAUUUGAAUCCAUCAUUAAGUGAUCCCAAACACGUGGUUCGACCCAUAAUUCCCAUCCAGUCGUGUAUCGAGACAUUUGCUUCGCCCACACUUAUCGACGAUUUCUUUAGUUCUGCAUUAAAUGGCAAAUCAAUUGCUAAUCAGACGACUAGACUGAAGACAUUUCCCGAUUACCUGAUGGUUCACAUCAAGAAGUUUGCGUUGGGAGACGAUUGGGUGCCUAAGAAACUGGACAUUUCACUCGAUGUGCCGGAAAUUCUAGAUUUAGGGCACAUGAGAGCCACUGGUCUCCAACCGGGAGAGGAACUCUUACCUGAGCCCAAACAUACCGGUGAGGGCUCGGGUGCCGGUGCUGUCCAAGCAUUCGAAUUUAAUUCAGCAAUUUUGGCCCAAUUAAUGGAAAUGGGAUUUCCUAUGGAUGGCUGCAAACGAGCCCUCUUUCACACCAAUAAUGGAGACAUUGAGACGACGAUGAACUGGAUUAUGGAACACAUGUCUGAUCCUGACUUCUCACAACCUUUCGCUAUAGAAACCGGUGGAACGGCAGCUAAAGCUGAGGACACAUUUACUGCUGACUCUGAAUCUCUGGCCACUAUCAUCUCAAUGGGCUUUACUAACGAACAGGCGCUCAAAGCCCUCAAAGCAACGAACAAUAAUAUGGAGCGAGCGGUGGACUGGAUCUUCAGUCACGCGGACGAGUUGAACACCAGUCAAGCCAUGCAAACGGAUGCACCGACUCCUGAGAGCCAGAGCCAGACCACUGAGGCGUCGAAUUUCAGAGACGGUGCCGGAAAAUAUCAGUUGAUGGCGUUUAUCAGUCAUAUGGGCACCAGUACUAUGUGUGGUCAUUACGUUUGCCACAUACGGAAAGACAACCGUUGGGUGAUCUUCAACGACGACAAAGUAGCCGUUUCUGAGGCGCCGCCCAAAGACUUGGCGUAUCUUUAUUUGUAUCGAAGGAUUUAAACCAUAUAUUGACU